Messenger RNA from Porites evermanni, 855 nucleotides. The record is from the annotation of a GenBank genome assembly. NCBI's taxonomy places the organism in Eukaryota, Metazoa, Cnidaria, Anthozoa, Scleractinia, Poritidae.
AUGCCCAAGAGUCUUCGUUUUAACAGUGAGCUUUUUAGCUCAUACAAAAAUCACACUACUCUGAAGGGUCUGGUUGGCAUCUCACCUGGGGGUCAUCAGUCAACUAUACACNUAUUCUUCGGUACUUAAAUCCUGGGAAAGCAAGGUGAGAACAUAAACUAUUGGCAUUCAUCCACAGAUGAUAUGACAAAUGCGAAUCAGGGAAGUGACAAGGAUGCCCCUAAACAAGGAAGGCCAAGGCAACUGAGCCCAAGGGAGGAAUUUUUUUUAACUCUGUGCCGUCUAAGACAGGGUUUUAAAGAGGAGCAUUCGAGUCGUUUGUAUGGUAUUUCUUAAGCAACUGUCAGUCGAACUGUAAUUUCUUGGAUUAAUUUAAUGUUUCUAAAGUUCAGCACCAUCCCUAUAUGGCCCUCUAAGGAAAAAGUUGAAGAGCACAUGCCUGCUGACUUGAAAAGAAACACCCUUCUACCAGGGUCAUAGUUGACUGUACUGAAAUCCGCUGCCAAAUGCCCAAGAGUCUUCGUUUUAACAGUGAGCUUUUUAGCUCAUACAAAAAUCACACUACUCUGAAGGGUCUGGUUGGCAUCUCACCUGGGGGUCAUCAGUCAACUAUACACAGGCCAUAUUUCAGAUAGAGAAAUUGUUAUGCGUUCAGGAUUUCUAAAUAUAUCUUUUGCAAGAGGAGACUCCGUAAUGGCAGAUAAAGGGUUUACUGUGCAAGAUCUCCUUCCCCUUGGUGUCUCCCUUAACAUCCCUCCUUUCGCUGGAAGCAAAGGUCAAAUGACACCAGGGGAAGUUGUGCAAACACAACAAAUUGCCUCCGUUCGAAUUCAUGUGGAACGUGCAAUCAAUUAG